Messenger RNA from Mangifera indica (mango), 345 nucleotides. RefSeq names its product receptor-like protein kinase FERONIA. Gene Ontology annotation, molecular function: transmembrane receptor protein tyrosine kinase activity. The transcript has 2 exons. Gene Ontology annotation, biological process: protein autophosphorylation. Gene Ontology annotation, cellular component: plasmodesma; plasma membrane. Lineage: Eukaryota; Viridiplantae; Streptophyta; Magnoliopsida; Sapindales; Anacardiaceae. The record is from RefSeq and is a predicted model, not a curated record. The coding region runs from base 1 to 345 and encodes 114 amino acids.
AUGCGUACAGAUUCUGAUGUUUGUUCAUUUGGGGUUGUGCUCUUUGAAAUCCUGUCUGCUCGACUAGCCUUGAACCCGAAACUGCCAAAAGAGCAAGUGAGUUUGGCAGAGUGGGCUGCUCAUUGCCAUAAGAAAGGCAUUCUUGAUCAAAUUGUCGAUCCAUGUCUAAAGGGGAAGACUGCACCAGAAUGCUUCAGAAAGGUUGCUGAGACUGCAAUGAAGUGUGUUUCUGAUCAGGGCAUUGAGAGACCAUCAAUGGGUGAUGUGCUAUGGAAUUUAGAAUUUGCUUUGCUGUUACAAGAGGGUGCAGAGGAGAGUGGCAAGGGUAUUGGUGUAUAUAUUUAG